Carica papaya (papaya) is the source of this 909-nucleotide messenger RNA. The record is from RefSeq and is a predicted model, not a curated record. NCBI's taxonomy places the organism in Eukaryota, Viridiplantae, Streptophyta, Magnoliopsida, Brassicales, Caricaceae.
AUGGAUUUCAUUCACAAGUUGAUGAACAUUGUGCUUCCUCGAGUAAUGCUCAUCGUGCUUCUUUUGUGUCUCCCACCAUACUUGGUUUUUACGUUUCUUAGUUAUCUAAAGAGAUCAAUCUUCACCGAAGAUGUUGCUGGGAAAACAGUUCUGAUAACUGGAGCAUCUUCAGGAAUCGGAGAGCAUAUUGCAUAUGAGUAUGCAAGGAGAGGUGCUCGUUUAGCGCUUGUUGCAAGAAGAAAAGAUCAACUUGAGGCAGUUGCCAAGAAAACCUGCGAGCUUGGCUCUCCCGAUGUUCUUGUCAUCUCUGCAGAUGUCUCCAACCUCCAUGACUGCAAGCGGUUUGUAGAUGAAACUGUCAAGCAUUUUGGUCAACGCCGCCAUAAUCAGCUUGCUCGAGACAUUGAGAAUAGAAGUUGGAUCACAAUUGAUACAAAUUUUUGGGGCGUAAUCUAUGCUACUUAUUUCGCCAUUCCACACCUGAGAAAGAACAAAGGGAAGAUCAUUGUCACAGCUUCAUAUGCAGGAAGGUUUCCUCUUCCCGGAACCAGUAUCUACAAUGCAAGCAAGGCUGCACUUAUAUCUUUCUACGAGACACUCAGAUGUGAAAUUGGUUCAGACAUUGGCAUAACAAUUGUCACCCCUGGCUUCAUCAAUACUGAAAUGACUAGAAACCAACUCUUUAUCAAGUCCAUGGCUUUACCUUUCGUGGAGUCGUCUGAAGAAUGUGGUAAGGCCAUAGUGAAGAGCAGUUGCCGGGGAGACAAGUACUUGGUGGAGCCAUCUUGGGUCAAGUUUAUUUCUCCGCUCAUGCUGCUUUGCCCUGAAUUAGUUGAAUAUUUCACUCGCAUAUUGUUUCGUACUUGUCUUAAAAAUUUCAGGCAUGUUACAGAACAAAAAACAGUAUAG